GGUUGUAAACACUGCUGAGAUGAUAAAUGACAAUUAAAAAUUUAAACAAGGCAGGGUAGACGACAGAUCACAGACGUCAAAAUUUUAAAUAUUCGACUUCAAAGCAGAUAAAGCUUAAGAAAAAUUUAAAUUUAUUAGUACCAUUAGUCUUUAGAAAUGUUACGCAGCAUUUUGAAGAGGCCUGUUUACAAUUAUGCUAUUCAUUUAUUAAAGUUUUCGUCAGUACAAACAGAAAAAUUAAUAUGGAACAAACAGUACGCCAACUGUAAAAUUCAAGGCAAGAUAAUACAAGUAGAUGUUCUACGAAAUUUUUCUUCAAAACAACCUCGUAUUGAAGAAGUGGUAGUAGAUUAUGAUUAUGUUAAAAAAGCUAUAUCUAAUGAAAAAAUUUUACUCAUUGAUGUAAGAGAACCAGACGAAGUAAAAGAAUUUGGAAAAAUCCCAAAUAGUGUCAACAUUCCAUUGGGAAAUGUGUCUACGGCACUACGUACAAUGACAGAAAAUGAAUUUGAAAAAUUGUAUCACAUUAAGAAACCUACUGAGGAGACUGAAAUGAUAUUUUAUUGUAUGUCUGGAAAAAGAUCUGGUAUGGCACAACAGAAUGCUUUUAAUCUGGGAUAUAAAAAUGUGAAAAAUUAUCUUGGAAGUUGGAUAGAAUGGUCUAUCAAAAUGCAGUAAGCAAGCUGUAGCAAAAAUGAAUAUUAAAAGCUAGUCCAAUGUCCUAAUGAUACUUAUUUGUUAUUUAUUUUGUAGAUUUUUUCUUUUAAAUAAAACUAGUUGUGAUA
Nymphalis io (European peacock) is the source of this 785-nucleotide messenger RNA. RefSeq lists its product as uncharacterized. NCBI's taxonomy places the organism in Eukaryota, Metazoa, Arthropoda, Insecta, Lepidoptera, Nymphalidae. The record is from RefSeq and is a predicted model, not a curated record. Bases 157 to 678 code for a protein of 173 amino acids. Gene Ontology annotation, molecular function: thiosulfate-cyanide sulfurtransferase activity. Gene Ontology annotation, cellular component: mitochondrion. The transcript is spliced from 5 exons.